This is a messenger RNA of Phragmites australis (common reed), 2139 nucleotides long. RefSeq names its product coiled-coil domain-containing protein SCD2-like. The record is from RefSeq and is a predicted model, not a curated record. Gene Ontology annotation, biological process: cytokinesis by cell plate formation. Lineage: Eukaryota; Viridiplantae; Streptophyta; Magnoliopsida; Poales; Poaceae. Bases 158 to 1846 code for a protein of 562 amino acids. The transcript has 17 exons.
CAAACUGCAAGAAGACAAAAACUGAAAACUCUACCGGCGUCGCGAGCGUGCUCUCCCCCACUUCCGUCCCACUCCCUCGCCUUGCCUCGCCAUCUCCGCGCCGCGGCCGUCCGUACCUCGCCGCGCGUCGGCCCAGAUCCCUGCGGCGAGUGGCCCCAUGGACCGUCUCCGGGCGGGGAGCCCCGUCUACGGACGGCAGCGGAGCGGCAGCAGUACGGGCUCCUCCUCCCCUGGCGGUGUCUCCCCCUCCCACCACCGCUCCUCCUCCACCUCCUCUGCCGCCUCCGCAGCGGGCGCCGGCAUCUCCAACGUGCGUCGCACUCAGAACGUGGCCGCGCGAGCCGCGGCUGCAAGGCUCGCGCAGGUCAUGGCCUCGCAGAACGCAGCCGCGGCCGCCGGCGACGACGACGACGAGGAUGACUACGCCACCGACCACCCGCCACCGCCCCCAGCGAGAUUCGGAGGAAGCCGGCCGGCGCACGGAAGCAACGGCGUCUCCCUGCUCGGCCGCACCGCGAGAUCUCCCUCUCCUGCGUUAGGUCGGAACAUAGUAGAACCACCUCCUACUGUCCGCUCAACAUCGGCAGGGAGGCCAGCUGUUGCGUCGCGGCCGACCACCACAGUGGUGCCACCAAUCAAAACGAACACUACAUUGCGAACUCCGUCCCCUAUUCCACCUGUGGCUGUGGAGCUUCCAGUGAAUCGCACUCGGCAGAAAAGGUUUGAUCCAGGGCAUCUCAGCUCUAGAGAAUCAGGUCUAAAAAGAGAGGCAUCCACACUUCAAGAUGAGCUUGACAUGCUACAAGAGGAGAAUGAGAGUGUUCUGGAAAAGUUACGACUUGCUGAAGAAAGAUGUGAUGAAGCGGAAGCUAGAGCCAAGAAUCUUGAGAAACAGGUAGCUGCUCUUGGAGAAGGAGUAUCGUUAGAAGCUCGCCUCUUGAGCAGGAAGGAGGCAGCACUUAAACAGAGGGAGGCUGCACUAAAAGCUGCUAGGGAAUCAAAGGAUGGCAAAGAUGGGGAAGUAACAACACUAAAGCAAGAACUUGAAUCUGCCAAAGAAGAGGUUGCAUCAGCAAUUGACCAGCUAAAAGAAGCAGAAUCCGAAACAAAGGCUCUCCGGUCCAUGACUCAGAGAAUGGUCUUAACCCAAGAAGAAAUGGAGGAGGUUGUCUUAAAGAGGUGCUGGCUUGCACGUUAUUGGGGCUUGGCAGUUCAAUAUGGAGUGUAUCCCGAGAUUGCGGUAUCAAAACAUGAGCAUUGGUCAUCAUUAGCUCCUCUUCCUCUCGAGGUUGUUCUCUCUGCUAGUCAAAAGGCUAAGGAGGAACCUCGUAUACAAGGUGAGGAUAAUGCUCAGAGGAGAAAUAAGCUUGUGCGAGAAAUGAGUGACAUAAUGGGAGAAGGCAAUAUAGAGAGCAUGCUUUCAGUUGAAAUGGGGCUUAGAGAGCUUUCAUCAUUGAAGGUGGAAGAUGCUGUUGUAGUUGCACUAGGCCAACAUCGCAGACCUAGCAUAGUUCGGCAGUUCACAUCAGAUUUUAAAUCACCUGGUGAACCUAAAUACUUGGAGGCAUUCGACCUUAGUCCAGAAGAGGCGGAGGAUGUUAGCUUUAAGCAGGCAUGGCUUAUAUACUUCUGGAGAAGAGCCAAAACUCAUGGUGUUGAAGAAGAUAUUGCUGAUGACCGGCUUCAGUUUUGGAUUGGUCGCAGCGCGCAAGCUCCAAAUUCGCAUGACGCUAUAGAUGUGGAGAGAGGUCUAACAGAGCUCAGGAAAUUGGGCAUAGAGCAACAACUGUGGGAGGGUUCGCGAGCAGAUAUAGAUCAAGCUUCUUUGGCAAUGGAUAAUCAUUAGGCAUUCGUCAUGGUUGUUUAUGCUUCGCGUAUCAUACCAAUUUUGGAAGAAAAAAAAAAUGGCAACUUUGGUUCCCAGCAGGUCUCGGGCCCUUGCAUCACCAGAUCACAGAAUAGUUCUUCAAUCUUUGGGUGUUCAGCAAUGGUCCUGUCCAAAUUCCAACGAGCUUGUGUGGUGCAUGUGCGAGUCAUUUACCUGUUGUUAAAAUAGCUUUGUGAAAUGUGUAAUAGUUUUGACUUGGCAAGACAAAACAACGACGACCUCACUUCCAGUAAUUGUGAAUUUUGUGAUUA